Guillardia theta CCMP2712 is the source of this 870-nucleotide messenger RNA. RefSeq lists its product as hypothetical. The transcript is spliced from 2 exons. Bases 1 to 870 code for a protein of 289 amino acids. NCBI's taxonomy places the organism in Eukaryota, Cryptophyceae, Pyrenomonadales, Geminigeraceae. The record is from RefSeq and is a predicted model, not a curated record.
AUGAGGAAGGACGAGGAGCUGGUGAAGGAGAUGCAGCGGGAGAUGUGCGAAAAUGGGAGCAACAGCUUCGCCUCUCUGCUGUUCCUGCUGGACUUCUACAUCCUUCCCUCCCUCCUCCUCCUCUUCUUCUCUCUUCGCAUCCUCCUGCUGCUCAUGUACAAGCCCGACAUUCUCCAGCCUCUUAGGAAGUCACUGCUACUGCCCCUCUUCCUCCUCUUCCUCCUCCUCAUAGCGAUAACGCUGCGGAUCUCAGCUGGCUCCGCCAUGUGCAAAACAGGAGCGGAGGGUGCAUGGCGAGGCUUACUUAUAGAAGCAUGCAGCUACUGGUUCUUCUUCGUAUCCUGUCUCCUCUUCUCUACGCUCUCUCCUCCUCCCCAGCACAGCUCCGCUCUCCUGCCUGCCCCCGUCGGCUCCUUCCAAGGCUACAGGGAAAGUGGAGCCUCUCAAGUCGAGGACGGAGAAGAUGCGACGGGGAAUUUGCAAGAGACUGCAAUGGAGAAGGAGGAGGAGGAGGAGGAGGAGAAGGAGCAGGAGAAGGAGAAGGAGAAGGAGAAGGAUCAAAGGGGAGUGGCAAGGAAAGAUGAUGACAAGAAUGAAGACGAGGAUACGAGAUCUCAGGUUCCCUGCUGGAAGGGAAGUGAAGCUAUGAUGAAGGAUGAUGAGCCAAGGGACUGGGGUGAAGCAGAGGACAGCCGGAGAAAGGAAUGCAGUCAAGGAGGAGGAGGAGGAGGAGGAGAGGAGCAGCAGCAGCUGGUGUCUCGGGUGAAGGAAUCCUUCGAUGAUUUCACUGAGAGACGGUUCGGUAUGACGAGUGAAGACACGGCAGACCUGGACUCCCUCACAGGUGACAUCCCACUGCUCGGACUCUAA